Messenger RNA from Nylanderia fulva, 2215 nucleotides. Its product is annotated as TELO2-interacting protein 2. Gene Ontology annotation, cellular component: cytosol; TTT Hsp90 cochaperone complex; nucleus. The record is from RefSeq and is a predicted model, not a curated record. Lineage: Eukaryota; Metazoa; Arthropoda; Insecta; Hymenoptera; Formicidae.
AAUUCACUAUAAAAAAUUGAAUGUUCCCUCCAAAUAAUCAACAGUCAUGACGUGCGCGAAUAUGUAGAGUCGGAGCAUGCCGGCCGAAUGUGCCUGGACACUCGUGCAAGUUCACGUGUGUAAAUAAAGCGUUUUCGUUGGCCGAGCAUAGACAGACAUAAUACCUACAAUUAAUCGUAAAUACAUCGCAGUUUCGUCUUCGUUACAUUUCCGUACGCGAAACUAUUUUACGAGAAGUGCGUGAAUUUUUCUCUUCCACAAUUAUUUUUUAUUAUCCUUCCGAUAAUCUUAAUUCCGCGCAUUCGCGUUCGUAUCUACCUGCCUGCGUCGCAGAGGCAAGAGGUCCAAGCCCUAUAUCGUCACGUCGCAUAUACGCCGUAUUUAGGGAAACCAAAGGGACCUAAAAAUCGAAGCCGGUGCAACCUCGAUGACAGAAUGUCCUCUGAACAGCUGAGCCAGGUAAUCGAAGCCGGGAAACAGUUCGCGAAAUAAUUUCGGCGUCUUAAGAUACAUCUGGAAGAGACUGCGAUUGUGUAAGGACGACGGAUUCAGAGAUUUGAAGAUCGAUUGUUAGAAAAUCUAUAUCUUGCGAAAAUGGAUAAUCUGCUGAAGCAGCUGGAGACGUUGAAGAUUAGAGGCGAUUUCUGCGAGGACAAUUCGUGGACACCGUGUAUAGAUCUGAUUCAGAGGAGUUUUGCACCGCAGAGAACAGUAGGGACGGAACGUCCUUGCGAGGAGAAGGACUUCAAGGAGUACAGGCUCGUUGUAGAAAGAAACCUGCGUAACAUUAGGUCUAUGUUGCAGCACAUCUCCAACAGUUGUAGGGAGAAGCAUUUACAGCUGUGCAAUGCUACAGGGAUGGUUAAAACGUUUGGCAUGAAUUUGUUAUUGCUUAUCGGUGAGCACAACGAAAGAAAUAUUUGGAAUACAGCUGAAUGCGUCUCUAUUUCCAAAGAAUUACUCGCUGGCUUCUGCGAUCUUUACUCCUAUCAAAACGUUUCUCAGUUUUUGUUAGAGGAUGGGAAUUUGGUUAAUCUGUUGUUGAUGCUAAGACCUAAAUUAUUAAAGGAUACCUGGAAAACUUAUCCAUCAGCUGUGACAUGUUACAGAUGGAUUUUACAAGAAGCUGAGAAACCAACUUUAUUUAAUCAUAUCGGAGAUGUUUUGCCAACUACACUAAUCAUUCUUGAUGACUACUUUCCUGACAAUGUAGUAAUAGGUUUGGAAUGUAUAUACCAAAUUAUACAGCAUUCUUACAUGAAAAAAGGACUUAUAGAUACUGGCUAUGCUAAAGCAGUCUAUCACACUUUGGAACUUUUAUCCCGUCAGAAAGAAGUAAGAUACAUUAUUCCUUUGUAUUCCUGUAUGGCUAGUCUUUUAGCUACUAUUGAACAUUGGGAUAAUACUAUAAAUCUAUUUGAGUGGACGACACGCGAUGACGUUCUUUCCACGUUAAUAGACAAUAUGGAAUUUGAGCAGAAUAUCGAAUUACGACAUGCAUACAUGUCGAGUUUACCUCAACUCAUUACAAAUAUAGGCUGUGCCAAAUGGUGCGAAGCGCUUACUCGCGUCCUCGCCGAAUACUGUGAACAUCAUACAGAUUUAAGGACAUUGAAAGCAACGUUGGAGACCGCAAAGACGUUCCUCUUAAUGUUUCGUCUGCGAGUGGCAGCCCACUGUACUCCGCUUUACACUGCGUUCUUGAAGCUGCAUUUUGAUCUGACGGAGACACCGGUGUUCGAUCGAGCGAUCAUGCAGAAUCUGGAGGAUUGUAUCUGCAUGCUGUAUCAUCUGUCGCCGAACGUAGGCUAUACAGUAAUGAACGACGAUCGAAUGCGUUCGGUACUCAGCAAUAACUUGCCGGUCGUGUGUCAGGAAGGUGAUAUCAAGUAUUUUGAAUAAUUUAAUUGUAACGUGGAUGCAAUCGCGUAUUUGUAUAUACAGUGUAUUCUAUCUUAUGAUGUAUGAAUGCUUUUCUGAUAGAAUUAUUUUACUCUCUUGUGUAAAACUUACAUAAUAAUAGAUGUAAACGCAAUAGGUACUUAGAUAUUUUAUUUAUGAUGUAAAAAAAUCAAUAUAUCGAUUAUUUGUAAACAUUUUUGUUACAAUAUAUUCAAUUCUUUGCGAGUUAUACGUGAACGAAAAUCGAAUUGGAAAAGACGUGUAUAUUUUACAUGUGUAUUUAGCAUAAGAUAAACAAAAACUUUUCUAUACA